This is a messenger RNA of Temnothorax curvispinosus, 12305 nucleotides long. Its product is annotated as CUGBP Elav-like family member 2. Gene Ontology annotation, molecular function: mRNA 3'-UTR binding. NCBI's taxonomy places the organism in Eukaryota, Metazoa, Arthropoda, Insecta, Hymenoptera, Formicidae. The transcript has 16 exons. Gene Ontology annotation, biological process: regulation of alternative mRNA splicing, via spliceosome; mRNA splice site recognition. The coding region runs from base 1209 to 3014 and encodes 601 amino acids. Gene Ontology annotation, cellular component: ribonucleoprotein complex; nucleus; cytoplasm. The record is from RefSeq and is a predicted model, not a curated record.
GAUGACUCGAAAGGUCGCCGGUAAAACCAGAAAGCACUCUCGCGCCCUAGUUUUCUUCAUCGAUGACGACGCACCGCACUGUUUAACGAUGACGAUCGACAUGGCGACGUCGUAAAAUCGACGCGGCUCCUCAUUCUUCAUGGAUCAUAAGUGAUAACGCGGGAGAGAAAUGAUCAUCAUUGUGGGACUCCGUGAGAAAAGCACUCCUUAACGCGAUUCGCCUAUCCAAAACGUCGCCGAGCGUCGUCAUGACGCGUCUGGAUCGCGCAUGAACGAUCGCAUGCCACUCCAAAGACCACCUCCUCGUCGACGAUUCCGGAUAAGCUGGUGACUCGAGCGACGUGCCUGACGUCUAACAGUGUCUGACGGUGUCAGGUGCAUCGUAAUAAAAAAGAAAAGAAAGAAAGAGAAACGCGGCACGCGAACAGCGCAAGCGAGAGAAUUGCGCGAAAUAGUUUGUCGUCAACGUGGCAGAAAAGUACGCGAGUGUGUCGUAAAAAAAAAAGAGACACGCGAGGGAUGCGUCCCACCGACGAAGGGUGGGGUCUUUGGGUACCGAUAAGGCUUAUCCGGAGAUACGAUGGUCGGCAACUGCGCUCGUCGAGUCAUCAGUCGUAGUGCUCAGGUGCCGUCGACGAGAUCGUUUCGCCGCUCAGGUCACAGUGAUCUCGCGAUUCGCGCAACGUUCUGCAGUUCCGACGAGGUAUCUUGAAAGUGUCGCUUCCGGCCAGGUGUCCAGUGGUGUCGCGUGAGUCAAAAAGGGUUUCGUAUUCGCGCCCACAACUGGAUUGUGUCACAACGGAUCUCAAAAGACGCUCCAAUAUUUGUCUGAGUUCUAAAGUAUAUACGAAACGAAAGGUCGGAUCGAUCGCUGUCAGGGGUCGCGCCGCUCGUACGAAUUGAACAAGACUUCAGCGGGACCAGUUUUUUCGGCCGUGUGCUCUCGUGUUGUCGUGGUUAAUCCACGUGAUAAGUGUGUGCGCCUCGUGCUAAGAUUUCGAGUCGUCGUUAUUCGUGUAUCGAAAGUGUCCGGUGCCGUUCUCGCAGUUCGCCUGAGACCCUUCUUGAAGUAGCUUGUUCGUGCACAGUACAGUCGAGUUUGAGGGUUGACGCCUUCAAACCGUAAGCGUACAAUAAUCCUGUCUUCCUCAACGAUAAACGAGCCCGAGCGAAGGAGGCACCGACUUCCGGUCGCCAAACGAACUCCGAUGAAAAUGCUACAGUCACUGAACGCUCUGGCGGGUAAAAUCUCGCCGGGCUCCCCCACCGACAGCAACGCUAACAAGGUGCACAUGCAUAAUAACAACAAUAAUAACAACAACGUGGUGCACCACCAUCCCUACUCCAAACAGCAGACCCAGCCGUCUCCGUCGCACUCGGCCAACGGCGACCAGAAGGAAAAUACUAUAAUGAACAACAACAGUGUGGAGCAGCCAGAUCCGGAUAACAUAAAGAUGUUCGUGGGACAGGUACCUCACGAUAUGGAUGAGAAUGAUCUGAGGAUGAUGUUUGAGGAAUAUGGUCGAGUGCAUCAGAUAAAUAUCCUGCGGGACAAGAUCACCGGCAGUCAUAGGGGAUGUUGCUUUGUAACCUUUUACACUAGAAAAGCGGCUUUGGCAGCGCAGAACGCUCUUCAUAACGUCAAGACCUUCAGCGGGAUGCGCCAUCCGAUCCAAAUGAAGCCGGCCGACAGCGAGAACCGGAAUGAGCGCAAGCUGUUCGUCGGCAUGCUAUCGAAAAAAUUCACGGAAAACGACGUUAGGAACAUGUUUAGCGCUUACGGAAUGAUCGAGGAAUGCUCGGUGCUGAGGGACAGUACCGGGAAAAGUAAAGCCUGUGCCUUCGUUACCUACGCUAGUAAGCAGUACGCGAUCAAUGCCAUCAAAGCUCUGCAUCAUUCCCAGACAAUGGAGGGCUGUUCGUCGCCAUUAGUCGUAAAAUUCGCCGACACGCAAAAGGAAAAGGACCAGAAGAGGAUGCAGCAAAUCCAGUCGAAUCUCUGGAACAUCGCGGGAGUCAACAUCACACCGCAUUACCUAGCCAACGACGCGCAUACCUUGACGCCCGCAUCGUUGCAGCUUCUGCAACAGUUGCAGGCGACGACGAGUGCCGCGACCCCGGUCGCCGCGAACGCGGGAGCGGCGAAUGCAUUGUCGAACGUACAACAUCAGUUGCUACUGCAACAACACCUUGGCCUUGGUGCGGCAACACCUGCGCACGCGGCACCCCCCGCUGUGCCCAGUCCGGCAGAGAUCAACCCCGCGAAUCUGCAAAGUCUAGCUACCCUCGCGUCCCUGAGUAACACCGCUGGUGAGUAUGCGAACGCGGGCGUGUCGCCAAUGAGUAUGCAGAACCUCGUCACUCUGGCAGCUAUGACCGGCGGAAACGGCAAUCUCCAGGUGUCGCCAAACACAUUAAGCGGCCUGGCGAAUUCGACAGCAGGUAUGUCGCUAUCUGCUCUUCUGGGAAAAACAGGAAAUACAGGGUCUACUGGGGGCAGUCUUAGUCCUGUAACAUCUCUCACGCUCAAUUCCUUGACGGGGACGCCGUUAAACGGGCUUCAGGACUCGCUGAGCAACGCCUAUUCCAGCUUACAGCAGUAUGCAGCUCUCAUUGGAAAGACGACGGUGACCGUGGAAAAGAAAGAGUUGCAUAGGUUCCCCGCGUUUACGGCAGCUGCGGCUGCUGCGGCGGCGGCAGCGCAGAAGACGAAGUUCAGCAGCACGGACAAGCAGAUCGAGGGUCCCGAAGGUUGCAAUCUCUUUAUCUACCACCUGCCGCAAGAAUUCAGCGACACGGACCUCAUCUCUACCUUUUUGCCCUUCGGCAACGUCAUAUCCGCCAAAGUUUUCAUAGAUAAACACACGCACAUGAGUAAAUGCUUUGGUUUCGUGUCGUAUGACAAUGCGUCGAGCGCGCAAGCGGCGAUCCAAACGAUGCACGGUUUCCAGAUUGGCAUGAAGCGACUGAAGGUCCAGUUGAAACGGUCCAAGGACGCCUCCAAGCCAUACUAGCUGAUGUCACACAACGUUCGUAGGUAGAUACCAAGGACUUCUCGGACACCUUGGCCCGACGACGUCCUUAGUCGGGACGACGCUCGCGCAUUUAAUUAAUUAACAACCGCGAUGGUUGAUGAUUAUUCCGCAGCGGAAUCGCGUCUAGCGGAUAGGUCUAGGUAGACAUGCGAAAGUAUUAGGUGGCAGUAUUCCACGGUACUCUCUAGUCAAGCAGUAUUUUCCAUGAAGGUAGCGAGAUUAACGGGCUAUGAUCGAGCGUUCUAUCAGACGCCGAAGAGGAGACGUCGCCGCUCGACACCUUCGCCGUCCUAUCGAAACGAGGCUGUGAUAAUCCAGAAGACUCUCUUGUCUCCGUCGGACUGACUUUUCUUCCGAGGUGCAGGAACGUAAUUUAUUCUUUUAACGUGUCGCUUGUGCGAACUGUCCCGCCGAACUGUCUUCUCUCUUCUACCUGCCGGUCCGCCCAUGUGUGAACACAUUUAGUAUAUUUUUUUAAUCCAACAAUCUAUCUAUUCUGUUCACGUCCGUGCCACAUCGCGAUUAUAUAUCGUGUUACGUCUGUUAACUUUUCCAGUGCCAGAGUUUAAAUAUAGAAAUCCCGCUUUUUUUUCGACAAUCCAUUUCAGUAAUUUUAACAGGAAACGGGAUAGGAUUAAUGAAUCAGUAUUAACUCAUUAUUCUUUCGAACUACUUGAUUUCGUAGCCUGUGAUGAUCGAUUUCGGAGACUACGACCGAUGUUUCUAAAGCUCAUUCAGAUUUAGUGAAUCCGACGAGAUCUAAUUGAUUAAGAUUAAUUAUAAUCGCGCGCGAUCAAUUCUUUUAGGAAUUAAAUGAACUUUUUUUAUGUCGAAAGCACCCUUGCGAAUCGAAGAAACGUUGAUAUAUAUGUUGAGUACUGUUUAUAUAUUCUCGUCAAAAAUAAGGGAUUUUGCAUGCAAGAGAUAUGCGAAUACUUUAUUACGCUUUCAUAGAAGACAAAGAAAUUUGCAUGUAAAGGCUUCGUGAUGUGAUUGUGAUAUAUCUAUCCAUUUCGAAUCUCUUAAUUCGACUUUUGCCGUCACAAAAAUUACAAUCGGUAUUCAGUUUUCAAACUAAAUAGCUCUAGCCGCUUUCUAAAGACUUCUCUGUUUAUACGAAACGUAUAAAGACUCUUCAAGUUUAAAUGUAAUUCGAUUUUCGGGUUGAAGCUCAUGUCAGGUUAAAAUUAUACCCACAGGAAAUGGGUUUUAGCGGCGCGCAUUUAGCGUUAAACGUGCUCAUUCAUUUCUGCAUUCGGUUUAUCUAGCACGAAGAACGCACGUAAUCUAAACAUAUGGUGGGAAUAGCCAUGUUCAUCGCUAAAUGCGCAGCGGUAUAAUACGGGGUUUUUCAAAUAUUCACCCGUAACAUCCGCCCGUACUUAUCGCACGGUCUCGAAAAUAUGUUCGUAUCUUCAAAUCUCGGAGGUGCAAGCCUGGCGGCACGUUCCCGGAUGAUGCAAUCAAACUACAUCUCGUUGCAAAGGCUGUCAGUAAAGCUUUCUGUGCUAACUUACUGUUGCACAAAGUGAAAUUACGUACGUGAAGUUCACUAACAACGUAGCUUUUCCCUUAGGAGGGUAAGACUAGUGACUUUGCUUUGAAUUUUCACGCAGCGUUCGAGUCCGUACCUCGUAACCAUUUGACGAUUUGACUUUUCUCUCUGUUUUUUUUUUUUUUUUUUUUAUAUUUUUUUUGUAAUUUAUCUCUUUCUAUUUUUUAAUUUCUCUAUCUUGUUCUUUAUACCAAUAACCAGUAGUAGUUUGAGCUGAUAUAAUUCAGCCGGCAGAUACGGAGCGAUAAACGCAAAGAUCUAUCUCACUCAUUGUAAUUAUGUCAGCAGCUAUAUCGCGUGUAUCUCCUUUAUUGUUCGAGGCGCACAGAAUUCGAUACGUUUUUCACGUGAUAAUAAUAUCACUAAGUUUUCUAUGGUUAAUCACGCUACGACGCUUUAUUAGUUAGUAAUACUAACAUUGCUAUGUGAUUUUUUUGGGGGGAGGGGGGAGGGAUAUGCAACCGAUCGUCACAGGCGGUGGGUGAGCCAAUUGUUUCCAUUAAGAUAAGAAACUAAUUUAUGUUCGAGAAGAAUGUUGAUUUUGGUUUAGUAAUCGAUAACAAACUGUUUUCGGCCAUAAAAGUGCUGUAGAAGAUACCAUAUGUAACUGAACUGACUACUGCAGUUGUUAUCUGUAAUCCGAAUCUGGAAACUAUUGGCGAAUUUCACCGAUUGCGUUGCAUUAGCAACGAGUUUUCACAGAUGCGCUGUCGAACACUUUGUUUCUCUUUCCUUGUGACUGUCUGUCAAGCUGAAUAAAGUGGACGCUCGUUGCUCGUGUUUAAAAAGGACGACUCGGCAAAGUACUCGCGUACACGCAUGCAUGGUGUCGUCUCCGUUUGAAGGCCCCGCAAACAAUUUCGUUUGACUCUUCAAUGUAUCUCGAUCAUCCUUAUUCCAUAUCUUUUGUACGCUAAUUGUCUCAUCAGACACGUAGCUCUCGAGAUAUUGUUUUAUCGAAACGGUAUUAUAACUCAAUAAAGCAGUAUCUCGAAGUCAUUUUAUUGACUCGUUAUUUUUUAAUCAUCAACGUAAGAAGUCGCGAAAUUAUAUAUUUUAUCUUCUGAUAAUAUAUUUAUUCUGUGAAGUUUUCUUCUUUAAGGAACUGAUUAUAAGGCAUGUUCGUUUUGUGACGGAUAAUAACGACCAAACAAAUUAAAAAUUUGUAUGAUAUAUUUGUUGUUAUCCGUCGUUAUCUGAAAUGCGAGUCUGCAGAGGCAGUUGGGCGCGGUAGAUUUUCGCGGGGCCUCGGAGGAGCCGUCACCGCGCGCGUUUGCUCGGGGACGAAACCUUUCAUAUCUGGUGUGUGGUGGUGACUAACAUGUCCGUGUGUUUGUUUGUGUGCCAGCAGGUGGCCUGUGACGUUGUGACCGUGUACUCUCGAUCGGAGUCGCCGUGCCAUGUCAGUCUCAGUCAGUCAAAUCGGUACCGGUCGUUUGCUCGACCGGUCGAUCGAUCAGUCACAAUUCCCCGGUCAGUUUCUCGAUCAGUCUAUCUGUGUCUGUCGGUGCCUGUACAAAGAGCAACCCACGCCCACGCGCUCUCACUUCUGCCGUAAGAUCCUCCGCCUUGUCGACCUCUUCUCUUUAUCUGUUCAUUUCAUUCCCUCAACCUCUCGCGCGCCCUUUACACGCCUGUCCACGAGGUCGCGACACAUCGUUCAUAUCCUCGCGAUCGCACCGAGAGGAUUGCCUCGCCGAUUCUCGAACGGUUACUCGUUCCCUCGAUCGCACACCUGCGCAUGUAGAACACCGGACGAUCGAAUCCACGCAGGAGAUGCUGAGCGAGCGAAAAGUCGCGACCGAGAAAGUGCGCACGAAAUGCGGAGGGACACGAUGAAGAAGACCGAGAAAGUGGGGACGGAAAGGAAGACGAUCCACCGACCGACCGACCGACCUGGGUUCCUCAAGCGAAGCUAAACGUGGCUAUGUUAAUUGUCUGUCCAAUCUCUCCUCCCCCGCCCUUGUAUAUACAAGAUAUAUAAAUAUAUUAUGCAUAUAUGUACAUACGCAUAUAUGUGUUACGUGUGUAUGGUAUGUGCGUGCGUAUUGAGAGCCGCGACGAGGAUUCUCGUGGUUGACUUAAACUAGGCGACGCGACGGCUCCACGUCUCGCGAUGAAAGAGAACGAAAUGACGAAAGCGGGGAACGUGCGGCACGAGCUGUGCGCGAGAAAUUUUUCUUAUACAUAACUAUACAUAAUACAUAGUUAUAUAAAUACAUGGUCAUAAAUCGAAUUAUCGACUGAGAACUAUUUUUAUCGGCUCUACUAUCGGGAUCGCUGUCAACGCCUCGCAGCGCCUGUUUAUACAUAGGUAUACAUAUGCAUAUAUAAGUGUGUAUGUAUCGCGGCAAAUUGGGCGUGUAGACGAGAUAUAGAUGUAUGUGUGUGUGAAGAAGCACGAGAGACGGAGGCUGGAAAGGGAAAUGCGAACGGACGAACAAUGAUCGUGCGGGACCGAUGCGCAUGCGAUUUCUUAGGCUUAAAUCGUGCAAAUAUACGAAACGGAUACAAAGAAUUGAAACAAAACAAAAGGAAAACCGAUAGACAGCGAAGAAAUGAAUAUAAGAGACAUUUUGUAGUAAAUGACUUUGUGAUAAGAUUGUAACGUACAGUGGACCGUGGUUUCAUACCGAAACUGGGCCGGGUCGCUCAGGAAUAGCACAUCAGGCGUCACACAUUCGUGCAUCCAAUUCUAUAACGCCGUCAAAGCGAAUAUAGACAAGUACGCGAGAUGCGACAAAUUUUUAAUGAAUUUUAAUAUCGGACGAGUUUCCCGACCGCACACUUGCAUCGUCUUCUUCGUCGAAUUCAUAAAUUGCACUUUAUGCGAUUAAUCUUAGGUCUUCACGAAAGUUACGUAUCGGACGAAUUAUCUGGAUCGAUUCAACGAACUAAAAGUCUCUCGUCAAAGUGAUAUACUGUAAAAUAAAAAAAAAGAGUUACUAUAAUAAUUUUGAAACAAUUUCGCAAUCAGAAAGAGAUUCGCUUAUCGAAUAGGCUUACAUCAAUGCAAAAUAUUUUGGAAUAACUCAUUCUUAAUAAUGUGAAACAAAUUCGAUGAAUUUGCUUCUUGGAAAUAAACGGGAAAACAUUUUGAUUUUUCAAAAGUUCUGUCGAUCAUGAAUCGGUUUGUUGAUUUUGGAUAAUUAAAUUAAUAAACCAAUGUGAUUCUACGUAAGACUUAUCUUUGCAUUAUUUCUAAAAUGAUUGAUGAUCACAAUUUUUAUUAUAACUUAUCGAGAGAAAAAUUAAACGUAUCGAUAUUUACGUUGCAAUUAGUGCAAUUGACUUUGAUUAAAAUAGAUUUAUACAUCUUGCUUUUUAAGUGCAGAUAAUAUAUGAAUGAAAUUUAGAGUGAAAUAUUUCCGAAAACACGUGAUAAAACGAUUAGUGUAGAUAUUUUCAGCUGGACGAACAUCGUGAAAAUUGGUUGCACGACGAAGCUGUGCGAUGAUUGUAUUCGAACGAAACAAAUCAAGAUCGUACAAGGAUAAUAUAUACAGGGUUAGUGAUUAAAAAGAAGUCAUUUUAAGUACUCUAGUCUGGAUGUAAAAAUGCCUUCGUGGAUGUUAAUUUAACAUGAAAAUGUGAGACAUUUUUUAAUCGAUCGCGUUUAAUUAGAUUACGUUGCAUAAUAAGAAUUAACAUUUUGUAGAAUCUGAAUUAAUACAAAGUAGAUUUUUUUCUCUCAUAUAUGAUUUAUACUUUGAAAUUAUUAUUCUCUGUUUAUUUGGAUCUUACUUUUCCGUUUUUAUGAGUUAAACGCACGAGUAUUAAAAAUAUUCUUAUCUCAAUACAUUUUCUAUUUUCCACGAGUCCAAAACCAUUAAAAACCGUCUUUUCUCGAAAUUUGUUCGCCACAUUAUCGAAGCGACAGAAUCUUGCGCAACUAUCCUUUCACUAUUAUCAUGUCACUUUUCGUAAUCGCACAAAUCCACAUUUCCAGUUUCGAUAAAAUACAUAUCCUUCAAUUUAUUUCUUUUCUCGCAUAGUCUUGUCUAUAUUAAGCAAAACAAGUUUGCGUGCACUCAAUUAUUGAAUGGCAGGACCCAGGACCUAUUUCUAUUGUCUUUGUAAAAAUAUAUGGAUAAAUAUAAAAAUAUGGAUAUAUAUUGCCUUUUUAUCUUUUUUUGGAAUAUUUUAAGUAGAAUAGGCAAUGUCAUUUCUGACUUGAAAAUUGAAUAAGAAGAUAAUUUAUUUGUGUUAUAUAUAUGGGCUUAUGUAAUAAUAAUUUUUUGAUAUAUCUUUUAAAACAGAAUAAAUUCUGUCAUUUCAUAUUGUUAAUUAUCAUUUACGAUUAAGUGUACGUAGCCUUGUUUUGUCACCAGCAACAUUAACAUGCACACGUGCGUCAGACCAAAUAAACGGAGCUUCGGCGUCAUUGCAAGAUAAACUGUGUGCAAGCGGGCAAUUUUAUCUAACAUUUGCGAUUGUCUUUGAGUAGUAGAGAACGUCGUGCUCCGGAUUACCAAAGAUGUGUCUUUAAUUAAUUGAUGUACUUACGCAACCCUAACGACUAAUCCAAGUCAGUGUUAAAGGUCUACGCAUGAAUAAGGACUAUUUAUGUAUAGAAUAUCUAUAUUAUUGCCUCAUAUGUAAUGUGAAUACCGAUAAAUGACAAAGUUAGCAGUUGCUUAUUCUUAAAUUAUGUGUACUUAAAAAAACAGAACAUACAAUUAUACGAUAAUAUUUUUAUUGAUAUGUUCAAAAAUAUUAUAAAUAUUAUUUUUUCAUCUUCUAAAUCGACAUAAGUAUGAAUUUUAAGCAAAUUAUCGAUCAUAAAAAUUAAACAUCAAAAGAUGAUAUCAUCAAUAACAAUCGGCAAAACUCAAUUAAACCUUUUUUAGUAUGCGCACAAAUGGUUACCAGACAUAUAAGUAAUAAUCUCGAAAUUAUAUGUAAAAAAUUAUAAGUUUUAGACAGGAAUAAUUUUGAUAUUGAACACACUUAAGCCAUGCGUGGAUGGUUAACACUGAUCUACAUCGAUUAACUAACAAUAGAAAACGAGCACGCAUACACAUUAGUCUUGUGCGUAUAUACAAAUAGAGCCUAGUCACAAAUAUUGUUUAAUGAUUGAAAAAUCGCUUCUAUGUUCGUGUCAUUUUCAUCAUUGUUCUUCAGCACGUGCGUUGACAUUGUUGUUAGUGCUACGUUUAUUAUGGCUAUUAUUAUUGCUAUGUUUAUCUUUACUAGUUAUAUCUGUUAUCCUAAUUUGAUUACUAUUAUUAUAAGAGAAAAUUCUUAUUAUUACUUAAUAUUAUUAUUCUACUACUAUUAUCAUUAUACGGUCAUUAUUAUUUUAUUAUUAGUAUUAUAUGUUUAUAUUAUCAGUACUUGUGCCAAUGAUGGCGAUACUACCAUUGGCAUUUAUUAUUACUAUUAUGACUAUUACUUUUAUAUGUAUUAUUACUAGCACUUUGCGCGCGACAGAGAUCGUGAUUAUCAAUAGCUAUUACACUGUUGCUAAUAUCGAUCGCUCGCUCGCUAAUUUAGUGUUGGCAAUGGCAGACUAUCAGUUUAAGUCAGAAUCAGAAUUAUUUAAGUACUUUUAUGUCCGUUUUUACAGGACGUUAAUAUAUGAAGAUUUAAUUCAUUCACUGUAAAAACGAAUCGCGUAUCAUGUGCGAUCAUUACAUGGUCAAAUAAGGAUCACUUGUUGAGACGGUUAUUUCCAAAUGAAGUAUAUGUUAUAAUAAUACGGGAUAAUGUACUUACGACGAAUGAUUUAUUUUUAUGUUUGUUUUUAUAUUACUCACCCAAAGAUUGGAUACAAAUUGGUUGACGAAAGCGAAAUGUGAUGUUUGAAAUGUCUUUUUUUCAGCGUUCGUCAAAAUAGUUACAAAUGCUUGCAAAGUUUUAGCAACAGAUCAUACAAAAUACGUUUUUUGUAAUGUGUAAGAGAUAUAAACACGGAGAUUCGGUAUCUCAAAUAAACGGAAAUAAGUAUAGAUAGAAAUUUUUGGCAUCAUUAUAUAAUUAUUUCCUCCAUUCUUAUAUGUAACUAAGAGAUAUUUACUCUUAUAUUGUUUAUCUUAUAAACGUUAUGAAUAAUACUUAACGAAGUCGAAGUAGAAGGCUCCAGUAGUGAAUUACUAAAUGGAAGGAACGAGCUAAUUAUGAGCCAUUUUCUUGAACAUGAUUUAUUGUUAAUUCGAAAUUAAUAAUGAAUAAUUAGCUCGUUCUUUCCACUUAAUACUUAAUUGGUUUCGCGCUGCAUUAGUAAUAUAAGUUUUCCCUCUUUCUCUUUUGUACAUGAACCGAUCAAUUUAGUGAUCCUAUUCGACCAACGUUUCAAUGGUACGACCGUCUAUCCGAAUUAUUAUUAUACGAUUUUUACAAUUGUAAUCUAAAUCUGUUGAUAGAGUAUGUUUUUGUUUUUAAAUGUUUGAGCUAUUAUCUCGUAAGAUUAUUGUUAUACUGUUGAGUAUACCGUAUUUGCGUCGUUAACAAUCUGUCGUGCUUCUUUAUUUUUGUUUUCUUACAUGCUAAAUCGAAUUUUUGUUCUUUUCUUUUUAGUUUGUUCGUCCACUGCGUUUCUCUCCUCUGAUAAUGUAUGUCUUUUUUUUUAUUAAAACAUGGGAAUGCGCUACUAUCGGAGUUAACGAGAUGAUAAAUCGUGUCCAGUCAAAUGUACAAAUCUACUCUUGAUUUUAAUAUGUUGAGUGUCAGUUAUUGUGUGUGAACACGUUGCUGAAGUCAUAUUUUAAUCUUAUAAAACAAAAGCAAAAUAAUAAUAACAGAAUUAAUUAAAUCUAGUAAUUAGUUUAAUUAAAAUGUUAAUAGCUAAUUAAAUUCUGGAAUUUGAUAACGACAGACUAAUAUAUGCCAAUAAAUGAGACAUCGAAAUUCGAUCAGUAUUUCAAAUAUUUGUGCUCAGCGCUCAACAUGUUAAACGUUUUAAAUAUUGCAAAUAUGGUGCGGUAUUCAGUACUUAAAUAACUGUAAAGAGUACUUAGACACGCGAAGGGUAAUUCAUCAAAACAUAAAUUUUCAAGAGCAAUAUUUUUAUGAAUUUGUAACUCAAGUUUACUCUCAGAUAAUGGAUGUAUUUUAUCAAUAUAUUAAAGUAUACAUGAGAGGCAAAUUUCUAUUUCUUAUAUAUAAUGGAUAUUAACAUCUAUGUAACUUAAAAAUCACGACGAUCAUCAAGAUGCUCCGAAAAGUGCGAUUCAUUCCAAUCUUAUAAUUAAAUCGAUUUAACCUUCGACGAAGAAAAAUCGUGAAUGCGAAUAGAGUACCGAGACUUAUCGCUGUUAUUACCUUACAUGCACGUUGGCAAUUUUUCACAUACGCGGGUAUGUAUGUACGGACGCGCAUAUUUGUAUUCGGGCAUUAAAUGUACGGCUCUUUUCUUUUGUGUAUACAUCUCUGCAUACGUACAGAGUAUACGGAUGUAUAUAUAUGACGUGAGUGUUGCGUAUGUGAUGGUAUUUGCCUUCUGUCGCCGUGUGUAACGCCGUUACGCGUUUAUUCUUAAUCCUCCACUUUUCGUUUAGUUCUUUUAUUUAUCGAUUUUUUUUUCUUUUUUUUUUCUUUUUUUGUUUAACAGCUAUUGUGCGACCUUAAACAGCUGGCGGCGAAACCGCGGAGAUUGUCGGCGUGUAUCAUUAAAUAUACUUAUAUUUUCUUUUCUGUUUCGCUUAAUCUACAAUGCGAUCAGCAUGUGGCGUAUGUUGAAAAUAACAAUAUAUAUAUUUAUUUUGUUGUUUUAA